Telopea speciosissima is the source of this 1524-nucleotide messenger RNA. RefSeq names its product 3-ketoacyl-CoA synthase 5-like. Gene Ontology annotation, cellular component: membrane. NCBI's taxonomy places the organism in Eukaryota, Viridiplantae, Streptophyta, Magnoliopsida, Proteales, Proteaceae. The transcript is spliced from 2 exons. Gene Ontology annotation, biological process: fatty acid biosynthetic process. Gene Ontology annotation, molecular function: acyltransferase activity, transferring groups other than amino-acyl groups. The record is from RefSeq and is a predicted model, not a curated record. Bases 36 to 1520 code for a protein of 494 amino acids.
CCACAAUCACAUCCAUCUACCUCUACGCUUUUCUAAUGGAAACUUGUUCCAAGAUCAACCAGAUUCUUCAGACGUAUUACUCCCUGGACUAUCUUCCCCAUAAUCUUCGGAGAGAGCAUCUUCAAUCUCUUCUUUUCGGUUUCAUUAGAAUUUCUACUUUCUUAAUUGCGAUCUUCAUGGAAGCUUGUUUUUUUCUACACAACUGGAACCGCAUAUCCCAUCUCCUUCCGUUAUCUUGUUUAUUUGCAUUCUUCGCCUUCGAACGCUUCAUUGCAAAACCUUCUGGAACCUAUUUGGUCGACUUCUCAUGCUUCAGACCACCAAGCUUCUGCAGGGUUCCUUUUUCCACCUUCAUCGAGCAUGCUUCCAUGUUUGAAUGCUUCGACAAAGAGAGCGUCACUUUUAUGGGUAAAAUCAUUGCUUCUUCUGGACAAGGAGAAGAAACCUAUCUCCCACCUUCACUUCACCACAUUCCACCAAGAACCCAUCACCAUGAAUCCAUUAACGAAGCCCAGAUGGUUCUGUUCCCUGUCAUGGACGAUCUUCUCUCUAAAACCCACAUAUCACCUCAAGACAUCGACAUCCUCGUCGUGAACUGCAGCGGUUUCUGCCCCUCCCCUUCCCUGUCUUCCAUUGUAAUCAACAGAUACGCCAUGAAGGCUGAUAUUAAGAGCUUCAAUCUCUCUGGAAUGGGUUGCAGCGCCAGUGCUAUUGGUGUUGAUUUAGCUAGCAAUCUCUUAAAGAUUCACAAGAAUUCCUUCGCCAUCGUUCUCAGCACGGAGAUUGUCUCCACUGGAUGGUACCCAGGCAAUGACCGUUCCAAAUUGCUCCUCAACUGCCUGUUCCGCAUGGGUAGUGCUGCAAUUUUGCUUACAAACAAGAAAGAGGCAAAGUGUAGAUCCAAAUACAAGCUAUUACGAUCAGUGAGAACCCAGAGAGCCUUCGAUGAUAAAGCUUACAUGUCUGCGAUACGUGAGGAGGAUUCCAAAGGCAUAACAGGGGUUUCUCUGAAGCGAGACUUACUGGAGGUCGCCGGCGAGGCACUCCGGUCGCAUGCUUGGGUUCUGGGUUCAUCUAUACUGCCCCUAUCAGAGAAGCUUCGACACGGUCUUUCGAUUUUGCGGAAGAGAUUCAUGGAUCCAUCAAAGGAGGUGUAUGUGCCGGAUUUCAAGUCUGCAAUAGAGCAUUAUUGUGUGCCGACAUCAGGAAUGGCAGUGAUAAGGGAAAUAGGAAAAGGGUUGAAGCUGAGAGAAAGAGAAAUGGAGGCGGCGAUGAUGACAUUCCACCGGUUUGGGAACCAGUCAUCGGCGUCGAUGUGGUACGAGUUGGCGUACAUGGAGGGAAAGGGGAAAUUGAAGAAGAGUCAUAAGGUGUGGCAGCUUGGGAUGGGAAGUGGACCAAAAGCUUCUAGUGUGGUGUGGGAGUGCAUUAGGCAUUUGGGUGAUGAGUCUAACAUGGGGGGACCAUGGUUUGAUUGCAUCCAUCGUUAUCCGAUCAUGACCUCUGCAACUGAGAUUUAGAUCA